Messenger RNA from Lingula anatina, 3125 nucleotides. RefSeq lists its product as uncharacterized. Lineage: Eukaryota; Metazoa; Brachiopoda; Lingulata; Lingulida; Lingulidae. Gene Ontology annotation, molecular function: protein binding; asparaginase activity. The record is from RefSeq and is a predicted model, not a curated record. Gene Ontology annotation, biological process: amino acid metabolic process.
UCACAUGAUAUAUUUGUUACCGGUACAUACAUAUAUAUAUCAACGUGAAGAUAUUUUUUAUUUCAUUGUUUGUGGUCCUUUGUCACUACUCUGUGGGUGCGUGCGACGUUGUAUAUGUGGGCACGCAUGUUUUUACGUCGCUUCUUCCUUUUUACGUAAAUAUGAUACAUACGUGACAGUCACAACCGGCCAAUAUGCUGUCGAUAAAGGAAAACUAAGUCGCCUAUUGCGCAGAAUAAGUUUGGCUAGCAUUGGAGAGGUUGUAGAAUAGGGAACCUCUUGAUGGUAUCUAUUGUGCAAAAAGAUAAGAGCAAGUGAAGUGGACGGUGCAGUCAUUUUAAAAAAUGGCAGGCAAUGGUUCUUGUUCUGUUGCCUCCGACUUUGAAGGGAAGUCUUUCUCCAUGGAUCCUUCAUACAGACCAAAGAAGUUAAAGACAACCGACACGGAAGUGAAGAGCACUGAUCUAAACUACAGGCGUGAAUCGAGAGUUCUUGUCCUGUACACAGGUGGAACGAUUGGCAUGCGUAUUCACGACGGAGUUUAUACCCCAGAACCAAACUUUCUUGUGAAUGAGUUAAGGAAAUUAUCAAUAUUCCACGACCAGGAGUACUUAGAUAAACACAGUAUCUGUUAUGGAGGUCAAACACCAACCCCAUGGAUGCAGUCACCAUUGUGUAUGCCUUUAAGCAAAGAAAAGAAAAAUGUGAUAUACUGUGUGUAUGAGUAUGAGCCCCUGCUGGAUUCCUGCAAUAUGACCAUGGAUGACUGGGCUAGGAUUGCCUCAGACAUUAAGACUUACUAUGAGGAUUUUGAUGGGUUUGUUAUACUUCAUGGGACAGAUACUAUGGCCUACACAGCAUCAGCUUUGUCUUUCAUGUUUGAGAACCUGGGAAAACCUAUCAUUCUUACUGGCUCGCAGAUUCCCAUCUUUGAGAUUCGUAGUGACGGCAGAGAUAAUCUUCUUGGUGCUCUCAUAAUGGCUGGAAACUACUGCAUUCCAGAGGUGAUGAUAUUUUUCAACAAUAAGCUUCUUCGAGGAAACCGUUCAAUCAAAUUUGAUAGUAGCAGUUUUGAUGCGUUCCAUUCCCCAAACUUUCCUCCCCUUGCUGUUUUAGAGACCAAGAUUCAUGUGCAUUGGGAUGAGAUUUUUACAAGCAACACCACUCAAAAAUGUACCCUGUAUACUAACCUUUGUCCUAGCGUGGGAUUACUCCGCCUUUUUCCCAGUGUCACCACUGCUACGGUUCGCCAGUUUUUGGCACCUCCACUCAAGGGAAUGGUCCUGGAAUCCUACGGGGCUGGAAAUGCUCCAGAUUCCAGAGAGGACUUAAUGCAAGUGUUCUCAGAGGCCACAAAAAGAGGAGUGCUGCUGCUUAACACCACCCAGUGUCACAGAGGCUCUGUUAACCCAAGUUAUGCCACAGGAAAGGCUUUGACUGAUGCAGGUGUGAUCCCAGGCUCUGACAUGACACCUGAGGCAGCACUGACCAAGCUGGCCUUUGUAAUAGGAAGAGAAGACUGGAGUUUAGAGCAAAAGAGGAAGAAGUUAUCCCAGAACAUUCGUGGUGAAUUGAAAACUGCAAGGACAGAGAGCUUGGUGUCAGAUUUCAAACUUAUUGACAGUUUAGGCAAGCUGAUGAAAAUUAGCUCCAAAGAAGAAAUGCAAACACUGAAGGAUGCCAUAUUUCCAUCAUUGAUGUGCACUGCAGCCCAAAAUGGGGAUCUGGCUGUACUCCAAAAAAUUAGAAAAGCGGGAGGUCACAUAGGCAUGGUGGACUACAGUGGCAGGAGUCCUCUUCACAUUGCCUGUGGGAAAGGUCACUUCCACAUUGUCCAGUAUCUGCUGCAGCAUGGGGCACCUGUCCAUGUUAGGGACAACAAUGGACGGUCACCUUUGUACGAAGUGGUCAAGUUGAAACAUCUUGAUAUCAUUCGCCUGCUGGUUCAGACUGGAGCUCAUUUGGUUCUACCCCCAUAUAAAUUGGGGUCAGAGUUAUGCAUGUCUGCAGCUCAAGAUGAUGUGGAUUCCCUCAAAGCUUGGGCUUUAUCUGGUGCAAAUCUAAGCCAGAGCGACUAUGACGGAAGAACUGCACUACAUGUUGCAGCUUCUCAUGGACAUCAGGAUUCAGUGGAGUUUUUGUUAGAACAAGGGGUGAGUGUCACGGCAGAAGAUAGGUUUGGAUAUACUCCUCUCAAGGAGGCAACUGCUAAAGGGCACAGAGAAAUCUCCAAGCUGAUCAGCGACUCUGUGAAGCCAACUGUUGGCACAAGCACUUCCACUGACACUUAACUUAUUUAUUGUCCUGUAUGAAUAUAAUAUAAAAUAUGAAAACACUUAACUGUGUACUGUAUUUUAAUUAUUUUCAUUAUUUGCACUGUUUUGGUAUUUUGACUAUUUGAUGAAAGUGGAUAUUGUGCUACAGUAUAAGAUCACUAGUCCCAAGAGACUUUUUUUCUUAUCUUAUAUAUGUUUAAGAUACACUGCGUGUUUAAGAGUUUUCCAUAUUCAUACUUACUAUGUCUACAGGCCCUGCAGAGCUACUGCUUUUUCACAAUUCAGACCUUAAAAACUGAAAUAUAUAAGGGAAGACACAGUCUUCUAAAUGACUGGCUGGCCAUUUAGAACUAUAACAAUUAAUCAAAAUGGAAUAUAAAUAUGUACGUAGGACAAAAUAGGAAAAUUCAUUUUGACUGGUAAAACUCGUAUAGAGUGCCUUUAAUAUCAUCUUGUCAAGUUGGAAAAGCACAUAUAUAUCACUUCUAUUAUGACUGUGUAGCAUCUUUUUACAUACCAGACUGUUUUGUGUUAGUGUGAUCAAAAACUGAACUUUCAUAAUAUGAUUGAUGUGAUGAGAUAUAAUCUCAGUAUGAUCAGUAUUAUCAGUGCACUUCAACAUAUACCUCAAACCACUCCAAUUCCAUUUUUUAAUCUUUUUGCAAAUUAUAUGUGUAAGUAAAUGUAUGAGCAUUAAAAAAUAUCUUUUAUUUAAUUUGACCUUCUUGAGGUACGUAUAUAUUGUUUUAUUCUUAAAUUAUAUGAAGGUGGUUUAAAGUAUGAAUCACAGAUUUCCUUAGGGGAAAUUAUAAGUUUCCAUAAAGUGUCACAAAAAAAAAAAAAAAAAAA